Messenger RNA from Plasmodium gaboni, 1923 nucleotides. RefSeq names its product glutathione synthetase. Gene Ontology annotation, molecular function: glutathione binding; glutathione synthase activity; ATP binding. The transcript has a single exon. Bases 1 to 1923 code for a protein of 640 amino acids. Gene Ontology annotation, cellular component: cytosol. Lineage: Eukaryota; Apicomplexa; Aconoidasida; Haemosporida; Plasmodiidae. The record is from RefSeq and is a predicted model, not a curated record. Gene Ontology annotation, biological process: glutathione biosynthetic process.
AUGGAAAGAAAGGUAGAUGAUUUUUAUAAAGUGAUUCAAAAGGAAGUGUUAAAUUAUUUUACAUGUUCGAAUGGAAAGAAUGAAUAUUUGAGUUAUGAAAGGAUAAAAUUAUUAAUAAAAGAUAUGAUUGCAUUUUUGAAUGCUGAGAGUUAUUAUAUAUUUACGAAUGCAUAUAGAAAUGAAUAUAAUAUAGAUAUGUUAUAUACCCCGCGAUUGUUUUCAUUUACCUUAUUACCACAUAGAUUAGAUAAGAAAUUAUUAGAAUUAUGUAGGUGUUGCACAUUAUUAUAUUCUGAAUUAUUUGAUAAUAUGGUAUGUGAUUUAUCAUAUUUAUUAGGUAUUUUUGAUAAUAUUAAAGAGCAUGAUUUUUUUUUAAAAAAGAUGUUAGAAGUAUGUAAGAAGGUUUACGUUGAUAAUAAUAGUAGUUGUAGUAUUAAUAAUUGUUAUCGUCGAAAUAUUAAAGAUGACAUUAGAUGUGUUAUAGGUAGAUCUGAUUAUAUGACUAAUCGUAAUAAUGAUAUAAUAGAUAAUAAAGAAAAAAAUGAUUAUGAAAACAUAGACGAUAAAGAUAUAAAACAAAUAGAAUAUAACACAAUAUCUGUUGCAUUUGGAAAUCUUUCUUCUGUUUUAUUUAAAGGACAUAAAUACAUGCUAAAACAAAUAUAUAAAGAAUAUUUUCCAUAUAUAGAAAAUGAAGAGGAACAAAAAGAAGUAAAUGAAAUAUUAGAUAAAAAAUUUGAUAAUAAUUUUUUAGAAGGAAUUAUUAAAUGUUUUAAAAAAUGUCAUGAUAUGUAUAUAUCUGAAUAUAUACCUUUAUUAGGUUCCCAUAAAAUUAUUAUGUUAAGUAUAUUACAUGAGGAAGAUUUUAAUAGCUUUGAUAAAUAUCGAACUAUAAAUGAAUUAAAUAAAAUAAAUAUAAAUAUAAAACCUUUAACAAUAAAUGAAAUUAAAUUAUUAUUUGAAAAGAAAAAGAUUUUUUUAAAUUAUAAAAAUGAAACAUUAACAGAUUCUUUAAUCAGAAUAAAAAAUAAAGAAUAUAAUCCAUAUAAUGAGAUAUAUAAACCUGGAAAACUUCUAAUCGAUUUAAACGAUAUAGAAGAUAAUAUAAAUAUAAUAAAUUAUAUACUUGAAAAUAUAAAUAUAUAUCAACAUAAUAUAUUUGAAAUAAGUGUAUUAUAUUUUAGAUCAUUAUAUACACCUGAUCAUUUUAAUGAAGAAAUAUGGAAAAUAAGAGAAAUGUUUGAAUUUUCUGAUGCUAUUAAAAUACCUUCUUUACCUUAUCAACUUGUUGGCUCGAAAAAAAUACAAAUGUUAUUAUUAGAUGAUAAUAUAUUAAAAAAAUAUAUUUCUUUGAAUUUAAAUAAAGAAAAAAAAUCAGAUGAACAAAUCAUGAAUGAUAUGAACCUUUUAAAAAAAACCUUUGCCUUACAAGUAGAUCCAUCUCAAAAUAUAAAUGAACCUAUUAUUCAAGAUGCUAUCAAAAAUCAAAAUAAUUAUUUAUUAAAACCUCAAAGAGAAGGAGGAAAAAAUAAUUUACAUGGAAAUCAAAUCAAACAAAAAUUAAUGCUUUUCUAUGAUAAUAAUCAAAAACAAACACUAUCUCAUUAUGUUUUAAUGCAACGAUUAUUUCCAUCAUGCUUUACAGCUAUACAUUGUAGAACUCAAGAAAUUAAAAAUGAAACAGAUACAAUAAAUAUUUCAAAUGAACAACAGAAAAAGAAACCAUCACAUCUUACACAAUUCUCACUCGAAAAAUCCAUAUCUGAAUUUAGUUUGUUUCAUAAUUUUAUUUUUUAUAAAAAUAAAAAUAUUUUAAAUGAGCAGAAAGGAUAUUUAGUGAGGACUAAAAAUUACAGUGAAAAUGAAGGCGGGGCUAUUUGUGGUAUAUCAAGCUUGGAUUCUUUUUUUUUAACUCAACACUGA